AUGGCCUACAAGCGCACCCUUAACGACCGCACCCUCAACUCCCGCGUCUUCAAGACACACAUCACCUACCUGUCCGUUCAUAACCAUCGCGAGCCACAUCCAGCAGUACGCACAACAAAGAAGCGCGACCAGAAACUUCGCCGGAUAGACAUCCAACCCCCUCCCCUUACCGGUUCAAGCUCGAUGCACAAGCCCUUCGACGCUCGCUUCGCGCGACAUAAGUCCACCUGGCGGUCCAUAGCACAUGGCUUUGUGGAGCAGCAACAAGAAAAGUUGAAGAUUACGGAGGGAGACGAGAUGGAGUGUGAAUACGACACGAUGGACCAACUGGCCGCGUUCGAGGCGAGCGGUGGAGUGUUUGGUAGUCCACCAACCUCUGCCGCGUCAUCACCUUCGUCGUCUUCAAGCACCGAUAGUUUUGGAAGUUCGGCGUCGUCUUGGGGUACCGCGUCGACCUUCAGUGCGACUACCCUCGCCAGUUCGAUGGUGUCACAGCCCAGCGCGGCGGCCUUCAGGGCUGCUACAAGCAGCUCAAGCGCAGCCAACAGCAGUAUGUCCUCUCCAGAGAUCGACAUGGCCGACGCGCCAGACGUGUCUCCAAGCCAUGUCGCCGCCGCGCCCCCAGUUGUCACAGCUCCCACCCCCACACCACCACCCUCGCAGCCGCCACAGCCCGUGACCACGGCGCCCAUCGCCAAGGUCACCCCACCCCUAUUGCCAGGCUUAGGCUACCUACCAUCCAAACCCUUACCAACCGAAAAGGCGGCAGCCAAACCGCGCUUAAAAACCCCCUCUCCCCAACUACCCCCCAAAUCCGCAUCCAAACCCGACGUCGAACUAGGCAUGGGCUCUUUCUCCGCCUCAAAAAUAACCUCCUCCUCCACUCUCGUCUCCGCUUUCGCCAACCCCCAUUUCAAAACCUUCUUCGCCUCCGAAAUGAUCUCUCUUCAAACCCAUCUGCAGUCCAACAAGGAAAUUCGGGGCUCCCAUCUCGUCUAUCUUAACAGGUCGCUAAAGUGGGUCAUCGAUGCGGCGAAGGCAAAGUGGUUUAAUCCCGAUAUUGACUUUGAGAGCGAUGAUGUGGCGGAUUGGAGGGGGAAGUUGAAUGUUUUUAUGGAGGUUUUGGGGGGUGAGGUGGAUGGGGUUGCGAAGGAUACGAAGGAGAGGAUUGAGAAGGUGUUUGCGUUGUUUGCGGACGAGGAGGGGGUUAAUGGGGGGUUUGGGGAGGAGGCGGCAGCUUGA
This is a messenger RNA of Alternaria infectoria, 1242 nucleotides long. RefSeq lists its product as uncharacterized. The transcript has a single exon. Lineage: Eukaryota; Fungi; Ascomycota; Dothideomycetes; Pleosporales; Pleosporaceae. The coding region runs from base 1 to 1242 and encodes 413 amino acids. The record is from RefSeq and is a predicted model, not a curated record.